GUGCCCACCAAUGGUAACCACCUGGAUGUGUGUACAUGUACAUGUACAUGUGUGAGAUGGUGUGGCGUAGUAGUAAAUCAGAAGGGUCAGGUGGCUGGAGCUGCCAGCUGGGGAUCUGCAGCAGCCUUAGUGAUGACCAGAUGAGUCAUGCUUAGCUACUCAAUGUACAGCUUAAGCAGUGUUUAACACCUGGACAUCUGAAGCAGGCUGCCAGAAGUGUUCCGCUCUCAGACUCAAGUAGCCAAGAGGCAAUACAUGCAUGAAGGACAAAGUGAUCUUCAUUUUGUGCCAUCCAUGCAGUUGGUUUGUGAGUGUUGCGAAAAGAGUUGUGAAACAGGCUUGCACAGUGCCACUAAAUCACAGCAUACUAUGACUUUCUUCACGUAGCCAAUCAAGGAACACCAUGGCAUUCCAUUGUCUCAUCAUCAUUACCACGGCUUCGCAGGUUGUCAGCAUAGUUCUCCUUGUCUGCACUAUCAGCGGGGUAGAUGCAUCCCACGAUGUCGGUUGUAAUGUCACCUGUGAGUACACAGCAUGGGCAUUGGAUGCCAACUGCAGGGAUCGUGGUCUAACUCAAGUUCCCCAUGAAUGCAGCACAUCAGAGAUGGUUGACCUACGCAACAAUGAACUUACAUACCUCGGGGCCGGUAGCUUUGCAGGGUACCAACUGCUGCAGUACCUCGACCUCGAGUUCAACUUCAUCAGUAACAUUACAAGAGGAGCCUUUGACGAGUGCAUCUCACUGAAAAACAUCUACCUGCAAUUCAACUCUCUCAUUGAGGUAGGGGAAAGGGCAUUUGAAGGGGCGUCUGAUCUGAAGAAGCUUUUCCUCAACCAGAAUAGCAUAACAUACAUACACCCUGAUGCCUUCUGUGGCUUGGAUGGACUCACUGGGUUAUACAUUGGCCAUAAUGAAAUCACUAGGUUGCAUGCUUCAGUGUUUCAACAUACACCACACCUACAGUAUCUGCACAUGGGUAACAACGGCCUCACAGAAUUCCCUACUGGCAUCUUUGACACGUUGACUGAACUCGUUUACAUCAAUGCAGAAAAUAAUAACCUCAAAUUUCUGGAUGGGUCACUUCUUAAAAACUUGGUUAAUUUGGAGGAACUGAACUUGUCUCACAACUUGAUCCUCUCAAUCACUGGUUUCCCAAUAUUGCCCAAUCUCACGAUACUAGAUCUCUUUGACAAUAACUUACGAGACAUCAGUGUUUUGGCAGACAAGAUCAAUGGACUAGAUGAGCUGUACUUGGCUGAGAAUAACAACCUGACCUGCACAUGCUCAGUAGAUCCCAUCAAGAAGUGGGUGAUAGAUCACAUGAAGAAUGAAGACGUUGAGACCCUCAGAGCUAAUGUAACAUGUGGCUGGCCUCAGGAAUUGAGAGGUUACCCACUUAACCGUGUCACAAUUUGUCCAGGGCCACAGAUUUUUGGUUUUGUUCCAGCUGCUUCAGUGGUACCAUCUACCCAGAUCACUUCAGUCAAGAGCAUUGUGACCACUGACUAUAACCUCCAGGCAGUCAAGCAAAACAUGAAACAGAACUCUCAGCUGGAUCCUGUCAUCAUCUACAUUGUGGUCGGGGUGGCCACUUUUAUCAGUGUUGUUGUUGUUCUUAUCGUCUUGAUUAAGUAUUUGGAUUGGCGUACACACAGGACUCAGCAGCAACAGCAGGCCACCAAACAACAGCGACCAACACAGCAACAGCAGCAGCAGCAGCAGCAGAGCGUGCCCCUGGUGCGUAUUAUCCCUAACAGACUGGUUCAAGAUGAUGAUGGAGCUUAUGAACCAGUCCGUAUCAGACCUCAUUCACCAAGUGACUCAGCCUUUGGGUCUCAAGAUGAUGUCCUUGCAGCUCAGGAGAGAGAUGCACAGUCUUGGAUUGACCCUACCUAUCGGGUUGCACCUUAUGGUUCAGAUGACCCACAGGAGGUUCAGCAUUCUUAUCCUCCGUACAUGACCAUGGAGCAUUUGAACGCACUCCACCCAACACCACUCAUUGAUGAAAGCUUCACUUCUAUUGAAGAACCUCCCCCACAACAACCAAACACUAAUCCCUUCAUAAACGACAUGCCAGAGGAUCAUGUCAUUUUUAAUGCAUCAAAAAUGCUGAGAUGCUCAAGUCAAAAUCCUUUUCAAAAUAAUGCAAAUACAAAUCCAUUCAUAAAUUGUGCUUAAGUACAAUAAAACACAAAAUAAAAAUAUACAUUGUACAUGUACAAUGAACUUUACUCACGAUUCCAUGAUUUUGUUCACACACUUAUAUUUACAAUGUAUGUAUCAAGAUCAGUCUGGUAAGAUUCCAGCUAAUGCAUAUCUGUUGUUCAGUAUCUGUUCAGCACUAAUUGAAGUUGGUCUCUGGCUGGCAAAUUCAGUUGUGCCAUCACAGCAAUCAAAUUCAAUCAAGUGACUAACAGUUAAGAAUACCCUUGUUACUUUGAUACAGUCAUGCUUUUACUGAAGGUAACUAAAUGAACCUUGAACCUUGACGGUGAUUGAUAUAUACCAGCUGUACAUGUACAUGGUACCUACACGUAUCAGUUACUUCUUCCAUCUGUUGAUGCAAUUUGUCUAGUCACAGCAUUUACCAGAAUGUAAGCCGACUGUUUUUCGCUAGUCUGUGUACAAAUGUAUUGCAAGGUAAGUGGAAGAAUAUUAUGACUGUCUGUGACUGAUCAAACAAUAGGAGGGUCUUUUUUAUUAAAUUUUUUUUUUUAACAAAUGUAAACAACUUUGUACAUAUGCGUGUUUCUUUCCAUAUAAUUUAGAUACAUGAAUGUAAAAACACUUUGAUUUUGGGAUACGUGUACAUUUAUUAAUUUUCUAAGGAAAUCAAAGACACCCUUCAAAAAUCUAGUGUACAGUGUACAAAGUUGAGUCCGUAAAAAUUGAGUCCCAAGUAAAACACAAAUCAGUACAUCAUCCAGCCACAACAGCAGAUGAACAAUAAUGACCGGCAAGGAAAGUUGUUCAUAUGAGUAGUGAGUGACUUGGAGGACUUGUGACUGAGUUAUGACAGAUUUGAUACACAUUGUACUUCAAUGUAAAAAUGAGACUUUCAUUAUGUAAGGACACACAAGUGUAGUGACAUUCCUGUUUUUAAUAACACUGCCAUGAUAUACGUAGACUGUACCUGUACAAAGUGAUCAUGUGACAACUUUGUCAUUGUAUUCAAUAAAAGCAGUAUAUAUGCCUUCUGUAAAUAAAAUUUUGUAGUAUUUUAUAUCAAACUUUAUCUGCAAUUGUAUAUUUAUAAACUGGUACUGUACCGGUAUAUCAUAUCUCUCCUGAUCUUUUUGCCAAAUAAACAGAAUGGUACGGCAAUCCAGAGGUUGCAGGAUCAACCCCUGCUCCAGUCAAUUCCUUGCUUCAAUUUUAUAAUGACAAAUAACUGAAAAUAACUGUAUAACAAAUAACUGAAAAUACCUUGCCUUUUAAAACAUGAUGAUUUAUAUUUUUUUAUUUCUGAUUUACAAUGAUACUUUUAAUAAAAAUCUUCUUGUGUGGUUUGCAGAAUUAUAAGAGAUGUAUAACUGACAAUACCUUGCCUUUUACAAUAGUAUGCUUUAUAUUUUCUGAUUACUGAUUCACCAUGAUACCUUUAAUAUUAAUGAAAUGUUCUUGUAAGGUUGCAUGUUCCUUUUUUAUCCAACACUAUAGAUUAAUAUACUGCUGGUACUUAACAUUCCUACUCUGGCUACCCCUUUUAUGUUUGGAAUAUUCAUUUUAUUUCUCAGGACCUUUGAGAUUCACAGAUGAAUUAUAAGUUUUUAAAAGCAAUAUGCAUACAUGCAGUUUCUACUUAAUGCACUCGUAAACUGAAUAAUUACUGCACUCCAUUUAUUUUGCACAUAUCAUAAAUCGAGUUUGUUUGUUUGUCUGUUGUUUGUUGGUUGGUGUUAUUUGUUUGUUUGUUUGCUUUUUGAAGGGAUGUGUGUGUUUUUGGAGGCUUUACAUUUGAGUCUGUUUUACUAUGCAGUACAUUCCAACAAAUUCAUUGGCAUUUGUGUACAGUCGACUCUCGGUAGUACAAACUCUGUUAAUACAAAAUUCUGGUUAUAACAAACAUAAAGCCUUGGUC
Patiria miniata (bat star) is the source of this 4082-nucleotide messenger RNA. RefSeq names its product chondroadherin-like. Bases 404 to 2179 code for a protein of 591 amino acids. The record is from RefSeq and is a predicted model, not a curated record. NCBI's taxonomy places the organism in Eukaryota, Metazoa, Echinodermata, Asteroidea, Valvatida, Asterinidae. Gene Ontology annotation, molecular function: protein binding. The transcript has 3 exons.